AUGUUAAUUAAAAACUUUAUAACAUUAGGUUUCACGUACGGCAAAGUUAAAACGAAAUUAUGGACUUGUAGAAGAAAUUUAUCAGUCAGCGGGAUUAAUUUAAAACCGAAAACCGCCAUUCUCAUGUUAAACAUGGGUGGACCUCAAGAAAUCGAUCACGUACAUGAUUAUUUAUUAAAAAUUAUGACAGACAGAGAUAUGAUACAACUUCCAUUUCAAACUUUUCUCGGGCCUUUUAUCGCUAAAAGGCGAACACCUGAUGUUCAAAAAAAAUAUUCAGAAAUCGGAGGAGGUUCUCCCAUUUUAAAAUGGACUCAACUUCAAGGGAAACUUUUAUGCCAAAAAUUAGAUGAAAUUUGUCCUUCGACUGCACCACACAAACCAUAUGUAGCAUUUCGUUAUGCGAAUCCACUGACGGAAAACACACUAGAAAAUAUUGAAAAUGAUGGAAUUAAGAGAGUGGUUAUAUUUUCGCAAUAUCCACAAUACAGUUGCUCUACAAGCGGUUCAAGUUUCAAUGCCAUUUACAGUUAUUUUAAAAAAAAAAAUAAAAUGCCAAAAGAUGUAGAAUGGAGCGUGAUCGAUAGAUGGUCUACCAAUUCAUUAUUAAUUAAAACUUUCGCUUCUAACAUUAAAGAAGAAUUAAAACAUUUUCCUGAAAAUAUUAGAAAUGAUGUUUUGAUUUUAUUUUCAGCACAUUCUUUACCUCUAAAGGUUGUAUCACGUGGAGAUUCAUAUCCAUCAGAAGUCGGAGCGACUGUUCAUCUAGUUAUGAAAGAAUUGAAUCACAGUAAUCCAUACAUAUUGGCAUGGCAAUCAAAAGUUGGUCCAGUUUCAUGGCUCGGUCCAUUCACGGAUGAAGCUAUAAAAGAUUAUGUGAAACAAGGUCAAAAAAAUUUUAUAUUGGUUCCUAUUGCGUUUGUCAACGAGCACAUUGAAACGUUACACGAAUUAGAUAUAGAAUAUUGUAAAGAAUUAAAAGAAGAGGUCGGAGUGGAAACGAUAAGAAGAGUUUCAGCUCCGAAUGAUCACCCUCUAUUUAUAAAUGCAUUAGUCGAUAUCGUAUCGAAUCAUUUGAAAAGCAAUCAAAAAAUAUCGCCAAAGUUUUUAACAACAUGUCCUCAUUGUGUUAAUCCGAAAUGCACUUCAUCUAAACAAUGGUAUGCACAAUUGUGUGCAUAA
This is a messenger RNA of Pediculus humanus corporis (human body louse), 1182 nucleotides long. Its product is annotated as gerrochelatase, putative. Gene Ontology annotation, molecular function: protoporphyrin ferrochelatase activity. Bases 1 to 1182 code for a protein of 393 amino acids. Gene Ontology annotation, biological process: heme biosynthetic process. NCBI's taxonomy places the organism in Eukaryota, Metazoa, Arthropoda, Insecta, Psocodea, Pediculidae. The record is from RefSeq and is a predicted model, not a curated record. The transcript has 6 exons.